Molecule: messenger RNA, 3631 nt
Organism: Hevea brasiliensis (rubber tree)
Lineage: Eukaryota; Viridiplantae; Streptophyta; Magnoliopsida; Malpighiales; Euphorbiaceae
Product: vacuolar sorting protein 39
Biological process (GO): vesicle-mediated transport; endosomal vesicle fusion; autophagy
Cellular component (GO): membrane; cytoplasm
Source: RefSeq, a predicted model, not a curated record
AUUAAUUUUCUCUUUAGCAAUUAUAAAGUUGCACAUAUCACCUCCAGCGCAUCCCCAUCCGGUUUGCUUGCUUUAUUGAAUGACUGAUCCUACUAUUUCUCAAUCUUUAAUUAUAUUUGAAUGAUUUUUCACUCAUAGCAUACUGUGAUCUUUCGUUGGAACUACCCUGAAAUUGAGAGAAAAUUCCAAGCGCGACAAGGAUCGCCCAUUUGGAAAUGAGGAUCAGAUUCAGAAUUUGUGUCCAAGAAUAUGGCAUUUGAGCCUUUUUCCUAGUUGUUUUUGCUUCCAAGCUAGAAAUCGAAACAAAAAUAAUGGUGCACAUUGCCUACGAUUCCUUCGAGCUCCUCAGUGGCUGCCCCGUGAAAAUUUAUGCUAUCGAAUCCUACUGCUCAAAGCUUCUUGUCGGCUGCUCCGAUGGGGCCCUUCGAAUAUACGUCCCGGAACCCUCCUCCGAACGAGCUUCACUGUCAGAUUAUCAUGGCCAAGCUCAAGAGCUGCGAAAGGAAACUUAUGCACUGGAGAGAACUGUUACGGGGUUUUCAAAGAAGCCUCUCUUUUCAUUGGAGGUAUUGGCAUCAAGAGAGCUACUUUUAUCGCUCUCUGAAUCAAUCGCCUUUCAUAGAUUACCCAAUUUGGAGACUUUAGCUGUGAUCACCAAAGCAAAAGGCGCCAAUGUGUAUUCAUGGGAUGACAGAAGAGGGUUUUUGUGCUUUGCUAGGCAAAAGCGCGUCAGCAUCUUCAGGCACGAUGGGGGACGGGGAUUUGUGGAGGUAAGGGAAUUUGGUGUUCCGGAUACGGUGAAGUCCAUGUCUUGGUGUGGUGAAAAUAUGUGUCUAGGGAUUAGAAAGGAAUACCUGAUAUUGAAUGCCACUAAUGGUGCAUUGACUGAGGUAUUUCCUUCUGGUAGAUUAGCCCCUCCUUUAGUGGUCUCUCUCCCUUCUGGGGAGCUUCUUCUUGGAAAGGAAAACAUUGGGGUUUUUGUGGACCAAAAUGGCAAGCUUCUUCAAGCAGAGAGGAUUUGUUGGUCAGAGGCCCCUUCUGUCGUUGUCAUUCAGAAACCUUAUGCAGUAGCUCUGCUUCCAAGACGUGUUGAGAUUCGGUCUCUCCAAGUUCCAUAUCCAUUGAUACAGACCAUUGUUCUUCAAAAUGUCCGUCAUCUUAUUCAAAGCAAUAAUGCAGUAAUUGUUGCACUAGACAAUUCUGCAUAUGGGCUCUUCCCUGUUCCUCUUGGUGCACAGAUUGUACAGUUAGCAGCAUCUGAGAAUUUUGAGGAAGCCUUGGCCUUAUGCAAGCUGCUUCCACCCGAAGAUUCAAACCUCCGAGCAGCAAAGGAGUGGUCAAUUCAUAUAAGAUAUGCCCACUAUCUUUUUGAGAAUGGGAGCUAUGAGAAGGCCAUGGAACACUUUCUAGCAUCCCGAGUGGAUAUCAUCUAUGUCCUUUCUUUGUAUCCAUCUAUUGUUCUUCCCAAGACAUCUAUGCUUCCUGAACCAGAAAAGCUGAUGGACAUGUCUUCAGAUGCUCCAUAUCUCUCAAGAGGCUCGUCUGGAGUGUCAGAUGAUACGGAAUCCUCCCCUCUGCAGUUAACUGAAUUUGAUGAGCAUGCAGCCCAUGAAUCCAAGAAAAUGAGCCAUAAUACUCUCAUGGCUCUCAUUAAGUUCUUGCAGAAAAAGAGAUAUAGUAUAAUUGAAAAGGCCACUGCUAAGGGAACAGAAGAAGUUGUUUUUGAUGCUGUUGGAGAGAAUUUUGGACCAUAUGAUUCUAGUAGGUUUAAGAAAUCCAACAAGAGCCGUGGUACAGUUUCCAUUAACUCAGGUGCCAGGGAAAUGGCAGCAAUACUUGAUACGGCACUACUCCAAGCUCUUCUUCUUACUGGACAGUCUUCAGCAGCUUUAGAAUUACUUAGAGGUCUUAACUACUGUGACAUAAAGAUAUGUGAGGAGAUUCUUCAAAAACAGAAUCAUUAUACUGCUUUAUUGGAACUUUAUAAGUGCAACUCCAUGCACCGAGAAGCUCUUAAGCUCUUGCAUCAAUUAGUUGAAGAGUCAAAAUCAAGCCAAGCACAACCUGACCUUAACUCAAAGUUCAAACCUGAAUCAAUUAUUGAAUAUCUUAAGCCUCUCUGUGGGACAGAACCCAUGCUUGAAAGCUGUCCAACACAAACUAUUGAGCUCUUCUUUUCGGGGAAUAUUCCUGCAAACUUGGUCAACUCUUAUCUGAAGCAGCAUGCGCCGAGCAUGCAGGGCAGAUAUUUAGAACUUAUGCUUGCAAUGAAUGAAAACGGGAUCUCUGGAAACCUGCAGAAUGAAAUGGUACAAAUCUAUCUCUCGGAAGUACUUGAAUGGCACACAGACCUGAGUGCUCAGCAGAAAUGGGAUGAGAAGGUUUAUUCCCCAACAAGGAAAAAAUUAUUGUCUGCUUUGGAGAGUAUCUCAGGGUAUAACCCAGAAGCUUUGUUGAAACGGCUACCAGCAGAUGCAUUAUAUGAAGAGCGUGCAAUUUUAUUGGGGAAAAUGAACCAACAUGAGCUUGUCGUAUCUCUUUAUGUUCAUAAGCUUCUUGUCCCUGAACUUGCAUUAUCCUAUUGUGAUCGGGUUUAUGAGUCUGCAUCUCAGCAACCAUCUGCAAAAUCUUCUGGCAAUAUAUACCUUGCUCUUCUGCAAAUUUAUCUGAAUCCACGGAAGACAAUUAAUAACUUUGAGAAGCGAAUUACCAAUAUAGUGUUGUCUCGGAAUACAAGUAUUCCAAAGGUUGGUUCUGGUACUUCAGUUAAAGCAAAGGGAGGUCGCAGGGCUAAGAAAAUUGCACCAAUAGAGGGUGCAGAGGACAUGCGUUUUAGUCUUAGUAGCACUGACACUAGUAGAAGUGAUGGUGAUGCAGAUGAAUUUACUGGGGAAGGAGGUUCAACGAUCAUGCUUGAUGAGGUCCUUGACCUUUUGAGCAGAAGGUGGGACAGAAUCAAUGGAGCUCAGGCACUUAAACUUUUACCAGAGGAAACAAAAUUGCAGAAUUUGCUUCCUUUUCUUGGACCUCUUAUGAGAAAAUCCAGUGAAGCAUACCGGAAUCUCUCAGUUAUCAAGAGUUUGAGGCAGAGUGAGAACCUGCAGGUGAAAGAUGAACUGUACAACCAAAGGAAAGCAGCGGUAAAGAUCACCAGUGAUAGUAUGUGUUCUCUUUGCAACAAGAAAAUUGGAACAAGUGUUUUUGCAGUCUAUCACAAUGGGAAAACGCUCGUGCACUUCGUAUGCUUUAGGGACUCGCAGAGUAUGAAAGCUGUGGCGAAAGGCACACCACCAAGGAAGCGAUGAAAUUGUGCAUUCACAUGCAGUUUGAGAAUGAAAGUUUUUCUUUGAACAGAUUUAAGCUGCAAUUAUGCUUCUCCUACGGAGGCAAAGUGGUGCUAGCAAAACUAGUAUCUGCAUGCAGGGAUGAUGAGAUUUGUGAUUUUCAUUCGGCGUUGAACCAUUAUAUGUACAUAUAUUGGUUUGUAGAUAGCUGUAGAUGUGUGGUUUGCAUUCUGAAAAACGCUGGUUCUAAUAUGAUGAGAGUGUUUUAAGGUUCCCUGGUCCUAUAAAAGUUGCUUCUGUUGUAAAAAUAGUUUGAUUUCCAGCUGCAUGUCAAUUGCAUUGCACCA